GGGGUGAAGAGUCAAAACUGACGGCAAUUCGUUAAGAACCAACCUCAGUCAACACUCAACAGUAUUAAUUCCAAACUUCCUCUUCGUUUUCCUUUGCGAUCUAAUUGACCGUUGGCUUCAUUUUCAUCCUCCAAUGGCUGCAAAGAAGGUUUUACUCACCGUCAACGGUGACGCGGUUUCACGAAACAUCGCUUAUCAUUUAGCAAAACGCGGAUGCAGGUUGGUGUUAGUGGGAGACGAGAAGGUCCUCAAGGGCGUUUCGGAUUGGAUCACCAACGAUCUGAAGGAAGUUACAAUUGAAAUCGUUGGAUUGGAUAUGGAAUCGGAGAGAGAGUCGGUAUUUGAUGAAGCCGUGGAGAAAACCUGGAGUAUUUUGGGGAAAGUGGAUGCCCUUGUUAAUUGCUAUACUUAUGAAGGAAAGAUGCAAGAUCCACUUCAAUUGUCUGAAGCUGAGUUCAAAAAGACUGUUAGAAUAAACUUCAUGGCCCCUUGGUAUUUGAUGAAAGCUGUUGCGAAAAGAAUGAGGGAUAACAAAUCAGGAGGAUCGAUCGUAUUCAUGACCUCGAUAAUUGGUGGUGAGAGAGGAAUAUAUCCAGGUGCAGCUGCAUAUGGUGCUUGUUUGGGUGGAAUUCAUCAGUUGGUCAGAACAUCAGCUAUGGAGGUCGGGAAGCACCAGAUUAGGGUUAAUGCAAUUGCUCGUGGAUUGCAUUUAGAUGAUGAGUUUCCGGUAUCAGUGGGAAAAGACAGGGCAGAAAAACUGGUGAAGGAUGCAAACCCAUUGAACAGGUGGCUAGACCCGAAGAAUGACCUGGCAUCAACCGUGAUCUACCUGGUAAGUGAUGACUCACGCUACAUGACUGGGACAACGAUCUACGUUGAUGGUGCACAGUCAGUUGUAAGGCCACGUAUGCGUGCUUACAUGUGAGAUUUGUGAUUUUGAGUAUUGGGAUUAAUCUAUGGUUAAAGUGUUCUAUGAAUAAAAGAUGUAUGUCUUUUUGGGCUUUACAUGAAACGUUGAAUGAUUCUUUUUACCUUAAUGGUCAAGAACUACACUCUAAUAAAAGAUGAUGUAUAGCAUAUAAACAUCACAAGUAAACAAUUUGAGAUGAUACAAGAUUUAAGUAGAUAUGGGAUUGUUGGGUUGACCACCUAAUCAUUUGAUCCAAUCAUUGUGCGUAAUUUCAACUUUAAAUAUGAUAAAAUCAAUAAUUUAGAAGCAUUUAUUUGACCACUUUUU
This is a messenger RNA of Lactuca saligna, 1237 nucleotides long. Lineage: Eukaryota; Viridiplantae; Streptophyta; Magnoliopsida; Asterales; Asteraceae. The record is from the annotation of a GenBank genome assembly.